Messenger RNA from Daphnia pulex (common water flea), 2329 nucleotides. Its product is annotated as sialidase-like. NCBI's taxonomy places the organism in Eukaryota, Metazoa, Arthropoda, Branchiopoda, Diplostraca, Daphniidae. The transcript is spliced from 3 exons. The record is from RefSeq and is a predicted model, not a curated record. Bases 652 to 2265 code for a protein of 537 amino acids.
AUCAACAGCCAAGAUCCAAGAGCGAAACGGAUUGAAAUAUUUGCUAUCGAUAUGUUUCGGAAAAAUCGAUUUUAAACGAGAUCCGUGAAGGUGACCGUCGGGUAUUUCUGGAAAACAGACCAUACAGACAAUUUAAACAAAAUCAGAUCAGAUUGAACGCCAAAAGUAAAAUAGGCUACUUAUGUUUUCCCCCAGGAAGAUAUUUAUAAAAGCAAAGAGGUGCAAGAACACCAGAGAAUUUCUUUCGCUUCCCCAUUACAUUCCGUUGAAGACGAGACAGUUGAUACUUUACACUUGAGAAACGGAUUACACUACUUAAAGUGUUAUACACUCCACACUAAUGACAUGUCAUUCAAUGGAUCUCGUUAGGACAGUUAUAAGCUUACAAUAAGUGGAAUAUGGAUUCCGGAAACUCAUUAUUAGCGAUAGAAACUGGAUUAUUCAUGCCAUUGUAUUAACAAUCGCAUACUUAAUCCGAUACUCAAAUUAAUUCUUGAAAUUCGCCAUUAGCUCAUUACCUUUCGUCCUGUUCUACAAUUUUGCACUCAACAGGUAUAUAAAGUCAUCAGAACAUUUCAGUUUCAUGAGUUCAUUCUCCGAGUUUGUCUCAGCAAGAACAUUACAUUUCUUCUGAAUAAGCCUUUCUCCAAGAUGAAAUCAUACACUUUUACUAUUUUGCUUGCAGUGAUUUACUCUGUUGCUGCUGAUUUCCACUUACCUGGAGAUGAAGGAUUUGUACCGCCGGCUUCACCAGCGGAUGCAGCUGCUCUUUUACCAGCGGACACAGCAGCUCUUUUACCAGCUGACACAGCAGCUCUUUUACCAGCGGUUUCAGAUCUCUCGGCAGCCUUGCCGCCGCUUGCAAAAGAAUUCGGCGUAGAGCCUGCAGUCUCCGACUCAAAUAACCGCGAAUUUGAAAGGCACAAAUAUACGUUUGCGCAAAUCAACCGGUUGUGUGCAUUGUUGAGGGACUGCAAUCCAGUUCAGUACGGAAGUGCGCCAUCGAACUACUACUCAGUUCCGACAACUAAUAAUUAUCCUGCACCUCCUGCACCAAUGCCAGUCAUGGGCUAUGCUGCCCCUACUACACCGAUGCUAGCCAUGAGCUAUGCUGCACCCCCUGCACUUCCUACCCCUCCUGCACCGAUGUCACUCAUGGGCUAUGCUGCAACUCCUGCACUUCCUGCAUCAAUGUCAGCCAUGGGCUAUGCUGCCCCUACUACACCGAUGCCAGCCAUGAGCUAUGCUACACCCACUACACCGAUGCCAACCAUGGGCUAUGCUGCCCCUACUACACCGGUGCCAACCAUGGGCUACGCUGCACCUUCUGCACUUCCUGCUCCAGCUGCACUCCUUGCACCGAUGUCACCCAUGGGCUAUGCUACACCCACUACACUGAUGCCACCCAUGGGCUAUGCUGCACUUCCUGCUGGACUUCCUACCCCUCUUGCACCAAUGCCAGCCAUGAGCUAUGCUACCCCAACUACACCGGUACCUCCCAUGGGCUAUGCUCCACCUGCUGCACUUCCUACCCCUCCUGCACCAAUGUCACUCAUGGGCUAUGCUACACCCACUACACCGAGGCCACCCAUGAGCUAUGCUACACCCACGACACCGAUGCCAACCAUUGGCUAUGCUGCCCCUACUACACCGGUGCCAUCCAUGGGCUAUGCUCCACCUGCUGCACUUCCUACCCCUCCUGCACCAAUGUCAGCCAUGGGCUAUGCUACACCCACUACACCGAUGCCAACCAUGGGCUAUGCUGUACCUACUACACCGGUGCCAUCCAUGGGCUAUGCUCCACCUGCUGCACUUCCUACCCCUCCUGCACCGAUGCCUGCCAUGGGCUAUGCUGCAGCUCCUGCUCUUUCUUCCCCUCCAGCAUCGAUGCCAGCCAUGGGCUCUGCAACUCCUAUGGUUUAUUCCGUUCCAACAACAGUGGGAAACUCAGCUUCCGCCCAAACGAGCUACAAUGUCCCUGCGCAAAUGUCUUAUUCAGCUACAACAAUCCGUCCCGUAGUGCUAGGUAAUUACUACGUUCCUGCUCCAUCUGCCACCGUAACACCUCCAAAUUACGCCGCAACAGCUCCGAUGACAACUACGGUGCGUCCUCUGAUGCAAACUUAUGGUGCACCACAGCCUGUGACAAUGGCACCUUAUCCAGUCACUACAAUGCGCCCUCCCACACCGAUCAGUUACGCCGCACCAUCACCUUCUACGAAUCCUUCUCGUCCAUACCCGAUCAGAGUCUCUUCAGGCUAUUGAUCAAAAUAAAUUAUUAACUUAUCAUAAUGUAAACUGGUGGUUAAAUAAACGAAUUUAACAUUUA